Colossoma macropomum (tambaqui) is the source of this 4471-nucleotide messenger RNA. It is a transcript of the gene fnbp1l, whose product is annotated as formin binding protein 1-like. The record is from RefSeq and is a predicted model, not a curated record. The transcript has 16 exons. Bases 173 to 1990 code for a protein of 605 amino acids. Lineage: Eukaryota; Metazoa; Chordata; Actinopteri; Characiformes; Serrasalmidae. Gene Ontology annotation, biological process: signal transduction. Gene Ontology annotation, molecular function: protein binding.
GCCGAGUCAAGAGUCCGCGCUGUUGCCUGCUUGCGGGAAAUGGAGAAGCCGUAGAGUGGCUGCUGCUUCACAUUGGUUUAACUUAGACGACGACAGACGGCGAGACACUCAGCCUUUGAGUUCAGUGCCGGGAGACCUCAGUUUUGGAGCUUUUUCUUCAGCGCAGAGAAAAAUGAGUUGGGGAACGGACCUGUGGGACCAGUUUGAAAACCUCGACAAGCACACACAAUGGGGCAUCGACUUCCUGGAGCGCUAUGCAAAGUUUGUGAAAGAGCGGCUGGAGAUCGAGCAAACCUAUGCAAAACAGCUGCGGAACCUGGUGAAGAAAUACUGCCCUAAGCGAUCCAAAGACGAUGAGCCCCGGUUCACGUCAUGCCUGUCGUUCUAUGCCAUACUAAAUGAGCUGAAUGACUAUGCGGGUCAGCGAGAGGUCGUUGCUGAGGAGAUGGGUCACAGGGUGUAUGGAGAGCUGAUGAGAUACUCGCAGGACUUGAAGGCAGAGAGAAAACAUCACCUUCAGGAGGGACGGAAAGCCCAGCAGUAUUUGGAACAGUGCUGGAAACAAAUGGACAAUAGCAAGAAAAAGUUUGAGCGAGAGUGCAGAGAAGCCGAGAAGUCCCAGAUAAUCUUUGAGAGGUUAGACAACGACAUCAAUGCCACAAAGUCGGAGGUGGAAAAGGCCAAAGCCCAGCUGUAUUUGAGAACCCACAUGGCAGAUGAGAGUAAGAACGAGUAUGCUGCUCAGCUGCAGAACUUUAAUGCUGAACAGUGGAAGCACUUCAAUGCGGCCAUCCCACAGAUAUUUAAGAACCUACAGGAUAUGGAUGAGCGUCGAACAGUGAAACUGGGGGAGACCUACCGGAGCUUUGCUGAGGUGGAGAGGAAAGUCAUCCCCAUCAUUUCCAAGUGUCUGGAGGGCAUGGUGACUGCUGCCAAAAACGUGGAUGAGCGCAGGGACUCAUCAAUCGUAGUAGAGUCAUUCAAGUCAGGGUUCGAGCCCCCAGGUGACUUCCCCUUCGAGGACUUCAGUCAGAACAUCCAGCGCACAGGAUCGGACGGCACUAUUGGAACCCCUAAAAACGACGGAAGCAAACCUGACCCCAAACACUCUAUUGGAAAAGCCAAGAACAAGCUGUGGCUCUUUGGGAAAAAGCCCAAACUUCCCCCAUCCAUCCCUCCCCCACCCCUCCCUAGUUUCCGUCAUGCCCACUUUCAGUCUCCUAAGUUCCCCACCGAGCGGAUAGUUCAUUGUCUGAAUGAAAUGAGAACGGUAAAGUCCAAGAUCCCAUCUUUCCGGGGUCUAAAGAGAGGGUGGUCAGUGAAGCUGGCCCCAAACCUGGAAGAUCUCAGCCACCUCCCCCCGGAACAGAGACGCAAGAAAUUACAGCAAAGGAUCGACGAGCUCAGUAGAGAACUUCAGAAAGAAAUGGACCAAAGAGAUGCAUUAAACAAAAUGAAGGACGUUUAUGAGAAGAACCCUCAGAUGGGCGACCCUGGGAGUCUCCAGCCAAAGAUCUCAGAGACCAUAUGCAACAUGGAGAAGCUGCGCUCUGAGAUCCAUAAAAAUGAGACAUGGCUGGCAGAAGUUGAGGGGGCUAAGCAGAGUUCUCGCAGUGAACGACGGCCUAGCACAGAUGUAAAUCAUCAUGCUCCUCAUGGCAGAGAAAGUCCUGAGGGCAGCUACACAGACGAUCACAGCCAGGAGCACCGGUCCCCCCCACAGCCCGACCCACACGAGUUUGAUGACGAGUUUGAUGAUGAUGAUCCUCUUCCUGCAAUUGGACAUUGCAAAGCGCUCUAUUCUUUUGAUGGCUCUAACGAGGGCACGUUGGUGAUGAAGGAGGAUGAGGUGCUGUACGUUAUAGAGGAGGAUAAAGGAGACGGCUGGACGCGAGUCCGUAAGCAGAGUGGAGAGGAGGGCUAUGUGCCCACAUCCUAUGUGGAGAUCACACUGGAGAAACACAGCAAAGGUGCGGUCACCUACAUUUGAUCACCCACGGCAUGGUGGCCUGUAAAGACAUCAGGAAUGGGAACAUGUGCAUGCCAGAAUUGACUCUUUGUGUUGGCAGCACGACUCCCUGAAUCAUACUCUGUUCACUGUGUGAGCCCUGGACAAACACAUAUGUACACACACCCAUUCUUCCUGAAGUGACCAGGACAACUUUUAGUGUACUAUGACUGUAUGGUAAAGUAUUCUUCCUAGUUGGGAAGGCUUUUCCACAGUGAUAGAUUAGCUCCCUCUUAAAAAUGAACCGUUAUUGACCUUUUAUUGAUUUUACUAGGUGUCAAGCGCACUGUUCUUAAUUUGUUCCAUUUUGUUUCUGCAUGGAAAAUUUUGAGCAAAGUUAAUUGAUUGAAUAGUGAUUUCUUAAUUUUCUUUCAUUUUGAUUAUCCAUCAUUUUGCCAUGACCUCUCGGUCAGCAUUGCUAACACUACGUACUGCAAUCAGCUGCUCUGCAACUUGUUUUUUCCCAUAGUUUUUCUCCAGUAAUGCAAGAGGAUAAAAGACUUAAGUACUGGUAAUGUUUAUCAACCAUUGUUAAUAAAUGUUAGUCUCAUUUCGGUAAAUCUGUUCAGCAGGGACCUUUCUGUACAGAAUUGUUGAUUCAAAAGCUGCAUUUCAGAAGAUCUCCCAUAAGUGGCAGUGUUGCAUGACAAGUUUUUCCACGAUGCCAUCUUAGCCUUGUACUGCAGAGGUCAGAAAUCACUGAGAAUAGUUCAAGAGGCUUGGUUAAUUAAGUGAAGAGGUUUUGAGAUGGUCAUAUAAACUUGGUGUUUUUUGCAGCCUAUACAGCUUUUACGUACACCAGCUUGAGUGUCCUGAGUCCUGAACAAGCAAGGUUGCCUAUGGUUAUCAGGUGCAUAUGUACAGCCCCCAUUUUUGGCACUAGUGUAGAUUUAAAUAAGAUGAUGAAACAUAUAUCUUAUUAUUUUAUAUCUUCAAGUCGUUUUAUCAUGGCUUACAGGAUCUCCACAAUGAUUGUCUUAAUCCUGACCUCUUGUCAUCGGCCAGCGCCUCUCUAGUGUUGGUCUGUGUGAGUGACUGUACUCUCUCCUCUUUCUGUGGCUACAGGUUCCUGAGUGGAAGAGUGGGGCUCUGUGGUGUUGGUGGAGGGGACAUGCUGCUCUGGGUCUAUUAAUAGGUAGUUCAGGGGGUUUCAGACUGAAAUAGACAGAAAGAGUGAGGGUGAAAAACGUAGGAAAUGAGGACAGGAUGCAUGUCUUGCAUGCUGACACUGUCAUUGCCAUUAACAUCAUUCCAUUGCAGCAGAGGCUUGUGGUUUAGGUGUGGGGAGUAUAAUGCGAGGAAUCAGACGCAUGAAAGGAGAAUAAAACCCAAAGCUUGUUUGAUGCAUUGAUCUAAAAGUGUGCCUGGCACUAACAUUCCAUCCUGUUGAAGUCCAUUCCAGCGCCGUCAUGGAAACAUAUAUUUUUGCCUGCACCAUCUCACUUAACAUGCAUGAUCUAAACUCAUUACUUCCUUCCUCAGGGCUGACCAGUCAGCCCCUACUAGGACAAAACCACUUCAGCCUGUUAACUUCUAAACUCUUGUCACCCUACUUAUGAUGUCUUGUCUUGUUUGUGUCCAUUGAGUAUUUUUUUCACAUUUCGACUACAUUCCCUGAUGCAUCCAAGAGUCAUUGUCAUGCCUCCGUGUUCCGCCACCAAAGCAUGAACAAACCAGGGUAGAAGCAGGGUGGGACCACAGUAGCCACGCCAAAAGUCCCCAACACGAAAACCAAGUGGCUGCCUGUACUGUGGAUCACUGCAGCCUGGUGCAGUACUGACUCAGACCAGCAGGGGGGCCCGCAUCACCAUACACAGGCGGACCAAAAGCUGGACCUGUGAUGACCCUCAGAAAUUCACUCAGCAUUCCAGCCAUCCACUUCCUUACAGCCUAUAGAAACCCGUCACUCUGUUCACGAUUUCACAUGUGCUUGAAGAACACGCGAGAGCCUCAUAAUGGGGCUCCGAAAUGUCCAUCUUUCAGUGCGUAUGUUUGUGAAUGUGAUUUCAUACAUAUAUGAAAACAAUGUGUAUGCAUAUGGAUAUAUGUAUACAUGUGUAUAUACCUAGUUAGUUUUUAUUACUGAAUUGUAAGUAUUAACAACUUUUAUUUCAUACUGAAUGUGUUUUUAUCGUGUCUUUUUAUAGGGUUUUUAACUGCGUGAAUGACUUUGCUUCGCUUUUAAAGAAUCGUGCCGUUAUCUGUUUGUAAUCAUCGCUUUUUGUGUCUGAACAAUACUCUAUUGGACCCUGGUCUUAACCAAUGCACUUUUUUACCCUAUUGCAUUUGAAUUUGAACUUCAGUGAGUAAAUGAAUGACUGAGUGAAUGAGUGAAUGGUGUUGGCGCUGACUGCUAUCUUUGUAUAAUUAUAUUGUACAGUAAGACAGUGGUGACCACUAUGUUCUGGGUUGUGUUUGAUCAAGAGCAAACGAGAAAUAAAUACUAAAGUCUGUUUGUCCCAA